AUAGAAUCAAAGGGAAUCGAAAUUGUGCCUUUCGGUUGUCAUCGCGAUAAAAGAGGGACUGGUAAAACAGGCAAUGUUAUAAUACCGACUGUGCUCUACGCAUGCAGCCUUAAUCUCAUCUGGGGGUGGUUAGUACCCCACAAUCAUGACUCCUCGGGAACAGGUCAUGUCCUGUCGUUUUAUAUCUACAGUCAGGGGAAACAAAAAAGUACCGCUACAUACUUCAAGUAGUAAAAUUCCCGCCAAUAAUUAACGUUGUUCAGUGACUACAGUUAGAUUUGUAGUCACUGACGACUGUGAUCAAAAGGGUUCAAAAAAUACAUGUUAUAAGUGAGCUAAGGAUAAUAGAAAUGGUUCGACGAAAAUCUGAUUCCAGACGGGGACCACCUAGUCAAACAUCUAGUACCCACACUUUAGUACAUAAACCUAAACGUUCACGAGUUUUGCGAGAAAUUAAAUAUUUAAGGAGGACUGUACAUUUAGUGAUACCAAAACUUCCUUUCGCUCGUUUAAUUAGAUCAAUUAUGUUUGAUUUAUUUCCAAGACUAGAUAUUAGAAGAAUACAAUCAAGUGCAAUUCAAGCAUUGCAUGAAUCAGCAGAAGCUUAUAUUGUUCAGUUCUUUGAAGAUUGUGUGCUAGUGUCACGCCAUGCAAAGCGUGUUACACUCAUGAUUAAUGAUGUGAUUUUGUUAAGACGACUUAGGGGAAGGGAUGAUAUUAUAAACAGAUAAUUUAAUUUUGUACAGUGCAUAGCAAAUUUGCAAUAUAUAGUUCAUAAUUUAGUAUUAAUGACAUGCAUUGUGUUAUAAUCUGACUGCCAUGGACUCUGUCCUAUUGAUGUACAAGAUUGUAAUUAUUAAUUAUAUUUUUAUGUAAAAGAGUAAUGUCGAAAAAAGGUGGAAAACUGUAAAUGACAUAAUAGAAUUAAUAAAUGUUAUAUCCUUGUACAUUUUAUUGAAUAAAACUUUAUAUCGAAAGAAAGUAUGUAAAAUCUUUAACACGUUAAGCCAAUAAUGUUUUACUGAAUAAAAUUUAUUUUAUGGGAAACAUUCAAACUGUUGAUAAAAUUAUUACGUUUACUUUACGAAACUUUGGUAAAAUAUACAUUUCUUGAUUCUUAGGUAGGAUCUUAGAAUAUUACAAUGUCGAAGCUUCGUAAGGUUCACUUCGUACGGAUUUGUUCGAACUUGCUAUAUACGUAAAGAUAACAGUUAAAACAUUUAUUAAACAAUAAAAUGGCGUAACUAAUCGUUACAAUUCUUAUUAUUUCAUAGGGGUUAGCUGCCUUCACUCACGGUAUACGUCGUAAGUGGAACAUUACUUUAUGAUAAUCCUUAAAAAAAACCGACUAAAAAAUAGUAUUACAAAUAACAAUGCUACCUACCUACAUAUUUAUAUACCUAUAUAAUACAAUUGAAUAAGGAAAUAUAAAAGACACCUGAAAAAGCAGGCUAACUCCUUCGAAUUCGUGUAUAUUUUGGAACAGUAUGUCGUAUUUCCUAAUCCUGAAUUUCUAAGAAGACACUUUGUUAUAGGCACAGCAUUAGUCACACUUUUAUGCUGCCUGUCAUUGUACAGAAGAGAAAUUACGAUAACACGUAAUUUUUCCAUGGCGAUGCUUUAGUUCUCUGCGUGUUCUUCAAAUAUCAUGUAUACCCAUCGUCUGGCAGAAAUUUGAUUUCAAGGGGAACGAGAAAA
Osmia lignaria (orchard mason bee) is the source of this 1698-nucleotide messenger RNA. RefSeq names its product histone H3.3-like type 1. Gene Ontology annotation, molecular function: protein heterodimerization activity; structural constituent of chromatin; DNA binding. Gene Ontology annotation, cellular component: nucleosome. The record is from RefSeq and is a predicted model, not a curated record. NCBI's taxonomy places the organism in Eukaryota, Metazoa, Arthropoda, Insecta, Hymenoptera, Megachilidae.